AUGUCCCUCCUUGGCUUGACGACCUUUAUUCUCUGCUCCAUCAAGGUCCGCGCUCGACUUCUGCUAGAAACACAACAAGCGGACUGUGCCAGCCACCGCUCCCAGCACAGCCUGAGAUGCUCAUUCCAUCCAAUUGCCUUGCAGCUAUACCGCAUUCUACGUGGCUAUUGCAUCGAGAAAUACCAUCUGGCUGUCUUUAUGCUGGCCUGGCUCGAGUCGCUUCUCCUGUUUCUUCAUUGGUUUUACCUCCGCCGCGUGGAGAUUCACUUUGUCUGCCUUUAUCUUCAAGUCAAUCAGUACUUGUGCAUCAGCUUAUUCUACUCGAGCUUGGCCCUCAAGAUCACCGAAGCUCCACAUUUGUGGAAUAAAGUGGUGGUGCCCGUGGGCUCGCUUCUUUUUGCCUACUUCUCGGGGGCGCUCAUUUACUCGUUGGUGAGCAUUGUGGCCAACUCAGCCGAGUGCAAGCAACCACCGUGGCUCCUCUUCUCCACGUCCAAGCUCCUCUUGGCGCAAUUUUUUGCCAUUUCAGCUCGCAAACUCAUUCAAACGAUCGAGGCUGCCAACACUGACGUCGACUACAAGCGCCUCAAACAACGCGUCGUGUGGUCUCUUGUCUGGGGCUUUGAGAUCAGUGCCAUUGCAGACUUUACCGUUGACCUUGUCUACAACCUUGGUUCUCGAAAUACGGGCUGUGAUCAGGUGUUUGGGCAACCAAACACAGCGCAAUACACAGCCGUGAGCAUUACCUUGCGCCUGCUGACAAAUUUGAUCCCAAUUUGGGUCAUGCUCUACCAGCUUCGCCCAGCAGCACGCUCCGUCUCGCCGGCGCGCGCGGCUGGUCUUCAUGAUGCCGAUGUGGAGGAGCCGCGGACUUUUACCUCAGCCCCUGCCUUUGUGUUUGAUGACUUUGUGUUUGAUCUUCCCGAAGACGAUGAUGAGUUGUCACGGCGACUGCUCGAUGACACCUAUGACAGUAUAAAUACACCUUGA
Messenger RNA from Monosiga brevicollis MX1, 990 nucleotides. RefSeq lists its product as uncharacterized. The record is from RefSeq and is a predicted model, not a curated record. NCBI's taxonomy places the organism in Eukaryota, Choanoflagellata, Craspedida, Salpingoecidae. The coding region runs from base 1 to 990 and encodes 329 amino acids. The transcript has 8 exons.